This is a messenger RNA of Cryptococcus deneoformans JEC21, 1728 nucleotides long. RefSeq lists its product as hypothetical. Gene Ontology annotation, biological process: ketone body biosynthetic process; L-leucine catabolic process. Gene Ontology annotation, molecular function: hydroxymethylglutaryl-CoA lyase activity. The transcript has 5 exons. The coding region runs from base 71 to 1660 and encodes 529 amino acids. NCBI's taxonomy places the organism in Eukaryota, Fungi, Basidiomycota, Tremellomycetes, Tremellales, Cryptococcaceae. The record is from RefSeq and is a predicted model, not a curated record.
UUUGUCCUGAACAGUCAACCACAAAUCGGGAUUCUUCACUAGCAGAGCAGAUAUAAAAACUUUAACCCAUAUGCCCUACUACGCUCCACGACCAGCAUUCCGUAACGGACUGAGAUCGGCCACAUCGCUGUUGCCUUGGAAUACACCAGCAAAAGUACACUUCAAUAGCCUUCGAAUUAGCUUCUACUCUUCAGCCCUAAUGCCUUAUUCAUCCGAAAAGAAUUAUCCAUCCUUUGUCUCCCGACCUUUCACCUUUUCACAUCGCCUUUCUUCCGACUGCUCAACACAAGUCGGUGGUGGCGGAGAUAGUGUUGGGAUGUCUCGCCUACCCUCUCCUCUAUUUGCCCCCAUACCACUGCGGCAUUUCCGAAGCAAGGGUCUCAGGAAUUUUCUUCCUCGCAAAAGGUUGUUUAGCAGUACUCCGACUACAGCAUCCCUCUUACCUCCCUCACCUGCAGCCUCUGACGCUGAGAUGAUGUCGGAUUCUGAAGAAUCCGAAGCUGUUCGUCAAGGCAAACGGAUUUCCAAAGAAUUGAUGACAACUUCAUCAGCUGGUGGGGGAAGAUACGUAAGGAUAGUGGACGUAAGUCCGAGGGAUGGGUUACAGAAUUUAAAAGGCAAACCGGUACCAACAGAAGUAAAGAGGGAGCUUGUGGAGCGUUUGUUGGAAGCAGGGGUGAGAAAUAUUGAGGUAGGGAGUUUUGUUAGGAGUGACUGGGUACCGCAGAUGGCCGAUACACCUCAACUGUUGCCACUUCUUCCACCGUUCACAGGCAAAACACUAUCCCCACCAUCUCCAGUUUCACGGUCAGAAUCCCCCUUCUCUGGUCGACCUUCAUCUCCUUCUAUUGGACCGUUGAUUGGUGAACAUCUACCACCCCAUGCCGAAGACGUCCAUUACCCAGUUUUAGUACCCAAUAUGAGAGGGCUUGACAAUCUCAUCAAGCUACAAGAAGAGUGGAGCAGCAAAGGUUUACCUGCAUUAACAGAUGAAAUUGCCGUUUUUGUAUCGGCUACCGAGGCUUUUUCGCAAGCCAAUAACCAUGCACCAAUCUCAAAAGUCCUCGACUCCCUUCCUUCGGUGAUUAACAAGGCUAAAUCCCACCGAUUUAGGGUAAGAGGGUAUGUAUCUUGCGUGAUCACAUGUCCGUACUCUGGACCUACAGACCCCAAUCAAGCGGUGGACGUAGCUGAGAGAUUGUUGCAAAUGGGAUGCUACGAGGUUAGUAUGGGGGAUACGACUGGUGAAGGGGAUCCGGAUAGUUGGAAGAUUCUGUGGGAUCGGAUGAAGGAUAGAGGGUUGGAUAUGGACAAGAUUGCUGCACAUUGCCACGACACAUUUUCACUCGCCCUUUCUUCCAUACUGUCUCUCGUCCCAUACGGUCUCAAAACAAUCGAUUCCUCAUUAGCAGGUUUAGGUGGAUGUCCUUAUUCUCCAGGAGCGACAGGAAACGUUCCGACAGAGGAUGUAGUCUACGCGCUGCACAAGAUGGGAUAUGAGACGAGUAUAGAUCUUGACAGACUUGUUGAAAGUGGGAAUUGGUUGGCAAAAACGUUGGGAGUAAGGAAUGAAAGUCGAGUAGGGAGAGCAAUCUGGGCGAGACGUCAGAGGAGGGAGGAGAUUGAGGGGAAAGGAGCUGAGACGGAAGAUGGGAUGUGAUAAUGUAUAGUUAUCCUUUAACUAUUAUUGUAUUUACAGAUGUAGAAUAACUUUGGCUACCUCAAGGC